This is a messenger RNA of Alligator sinensis (Chinese alligator), 765 nucleotides long. Its product is annotated as circumsporozoite protein-like. The coding region runs from base 1 to 765 and encodes 254 amino acids. The transcript has a single exon. The record is from RefSeq and is a predicted model, not a curated record. NCBI's taxonomy places the organism in Eukaryota, Metazoa, Chordata, Crocodylia, Alligatoridae.
AUGCCGAGGACGCCGGCGUGGGUGAUCAGCCGGGCGUUCAUCCGGCUGCGGCAGAGCAGCGGGGGUGGAGGACGCCUCCCAGAACAAACAAAAAGUGGCCCCACCGAGGUAGCGGGGCGGCUGAUGAGGAGAGAUGAGGGGAGUGAGCUCCUGCGGGAAGCAGAUCAGCCGCCGCACCCAGCUGCAGCGAGUGCAAGGGGCGGAGCCAGAGCGGGCUCCAAGAAAGCCGGCAGCUCAACCGGCAGCCGUGCUGGCAGUGUAACCGGCUCCGACGCUGUCGGCAGAACCGGUGAAGGAGCCGGCUGCGUUAUAGGUGACAGAGCCGGUGGAGGAGCCGGCGGCAUCGGGACCAGCAGAGCCGGGGGUGAAAUUGACGACGCUGCAAGAAGCAGAGCUGGUGGAGGAACCGGCAGAGUUGGGAGCAGCGGAGCCAGGGAAGAAAUUGACUAUGCUGCAGGCAGCAGAGGCGGUGGAGGCGCCGGCAGCGUCUGGAGCAGCAGAGCCAGGGAGGGAACUGGCUGCAUUGCAGGCAGCGGAGCCAGAGAGAGAACCGGUGGCAUCCUGAGCAGCAGAGCCGGUGGAAGAGCCGGCUGCGCCGUGGGCAGAAGGGCCAGCGAGGGAGCUGGCUGCAUUUCAAGCAGCAGAGCUGGUAAAGGAACCGGCUGCUUCAUAAGCCACAGAGCCAGUGAAGAAACCAGCAGCCGGGUUAAAGAAGGAGCCGAGGCAGAAGGUCUGGGCUGGCAACCCCAGCAGAUGGCCCAUUGA